Messenger RNA from Lymnaea stagnalis (great pond snail), 14697 nucleotides. Lineage: Eukaryota; Metazoa; Mollusca; Gastropoda; Lymnaeidae. The record is from the annotation of a GenBank genome assembly.
AUCAAUGAAAACGAAAUGAAUACAAAUACAACCCAUAUUGGGACUUAACUGUUAACUCAAUAGUGCAGGGGUUAGUGCAAACGAUUUUUUUCUAUAAAUAGACCUGGCUAGUGCAUCGUAAAUAACGAAGUCACCACGCCUAGAUUUCAGCAAUAAAGUCUAAGUCUAACUAAGCUCUAACUCUAAGUCUAAUCUAAAUAAUUUAAUAAUAGUAGUCUCUAAGUAGUAGUAAUAGUCUAACGGACUUAAACGAUAACAAUAACUACUACUACUAGUAGUCUACUGCUGCUUAAACUUUUAGCAAAGAAUAAUUGAAUAAUAAAGGUAAAAACUUCAGAUUCUACAUCAAAAGUCAAAAUGGCAGAUAAACAGUACAAUCUGAAAUUUGGUGGCACUAGCGGAGCUUCUGUUGAUGCAUAUUUAGAAUACAGACGGUAAGAACAAAUUUAAUAAUUUAUUAGGCCUCACAUAUUAUAUGCCCAUACUAUAUGACAAUAAUAUAAAAUGCAUAUUUCAUUAUUUGCUUUAUUUUUUCAUAGAUAAUAUAUAUUAUAUAUUUGUUCCUAUGCCUACUGAAUGACAUUGUUAUAUUAAUUUUAAUAAGUGUAGUGUGUAGGUCUGCUACUUAACCCACGAACUGUGGCAUAGAUCAUUCUGGGAGCUUUUCAGAGCUUUUUGAGUGCCUUUUGAAAUAGCAUUAAAUGACAUAGAAAUAUUGAUACAAGACCCCAAAGUCCAAAGGGGCCUUCAACAAAAGUGGCAGUGGAGAUGUUUAAACAAGGGGGAAAGGGGGUAGAUUAGUAGACGUCAAGAAUCAUGUUUUCUAUAUUAAAAUUUUAAUCUUAAAAAUUGAGUGGUUAUUACAUUAUUUUAAACAAUUUAAUGACUGUAAAUAGUCAUAUAAUUUUUAGGUGUCUCGUGCAGUUAAGAUAAAUGAUAUUGUUAGAGUAAAAAUAUGAUAUUUUGAGAACAAGGGAAAAGUAAAGUGAGUAACAAUAAUAACAUUGCUGCUUUAACAUAUUUGCAAAAUCUGUAACAUCUAUUUUGCAUUACAAGUCAUGUUGAAAAAGCAUGUUCAACAGCACUGACAAUGCCCUCUUCAGCAUAAAAUAUUACUACUCUGCUACUCAACAAAAAAGGAUUUGACCAAUACGAGUAGCUGCAAGGAGACAAAGAGAGCUUAUGGCAAUUUUUGUUCACACAGACAAUGCUUCUAUUUUAAGUGCUGAAUGAUUAGAUGAGGAAGAUGUUGACUUGUCUGUUAUAUCAGUUCCGCAAGAUGAAAAUGAUCAAUAAGGUAUUAUAGACUAUGCCCAUUAGGGGCGUCAUUUCAUGGCUUUUUUUUGGGGGGGGGGGGGGGGCAAAACCAAAACUUGGUCGGCUUGUUAAGUUGUUUAUUACUGGAGGCGCCAAAGUACAUAGCAAUUUAAACAAAACCUGCAAAUUUAAGGUGGGAGGCCAAAUGCCCCCUUGCCCUACCCAAAGGAUGUCCCUGAUGCCCAUUGUUAUGAUAGAGCAACACCUGGCUACUCCAUGGGAAGAUGAUAGCAGCUACAAAUUAUACUAUAAUUGCCAGCUUUACUGACAAUAAUCACAUUUAUACCACAAACAAUGAUAUUUAGUCUCUAACAACCUUUUCAUUGAUUCUGCAUUAUACAAUUUAAGUGUAAAACCUUUUUAACUUGUUGAUUAACAAGCCAAACAUGUAAUAAAAUGUUUUUCCUACAAUUUUGUGUCAUUAAAAUAGAUCAGCAUAAAGUAAAAUGUAUUUAUUAAUUUAUUUAUAUUAUAAUUUUUAAAAAAAUUUUUUUUUGGCGUGGAGGUUUAUAAAAUGUUGACAUAAUUAAAUAGGGGGUUCUCACUGAAAGUUUGACAGUUGUUGACAAAGGGAAGGGAGGGGAUCAAAAAUUGUGUAAAAAUUGUUGACGUAAUUAAUGGACGACCCGAAUAAGUAUAUAUUUUUAGAAAGGUAAAUGGAUAGGGAUAAAGUUGGCUAGGUUAAUGCAACAAAUGGAUGCCAUGACGCCAUUUGCAUGUUUAUUAAAGUUUCAGUGAAUUAGGGUUCAGGUUAGGUUUAGGGAUACAUUUAGUUAGGUUUGGUGACAGAAUUAACUGGUUGUGUCAACAAAGAUGGCAGCCAUGGGGAAAAAAAUGGCAUCCAUUCUUUGCAUUUACCGCUGUCUAUAUUGCCCACCCUGUUAAAAAAUUUUGUUCAGUGUCCUUGACCUUGGAGUGCUCAAGGAAAAAAAAGUGACAAAAUGUCUUGCUUUCAAGUAUACAUAUUAUCAUUAAUUUUUAUAGAUUCCAUUAAAACGCAAUAUUUUUUUUCUGUCAGCCAAUUCAUUUAUCUUUCAGAAAAUGUAUAGUAUGCCAAGGUUUCGAUUACAAUUAAGCCUCUGAAAGCAAUUUUAGUAAUUUUAGAUCAUUUAUUACUGAAACAAAUAAGAAACUGGGACCACAGCUAAAACCAAGUACAACAUAAAAAAAUCUCGGACAAAAAAGUUAUUAUUGACAAGUAAACAUUUAAAAAGGAACUGUGGAACUAAUUUGGGUUGUCUAACUAUAAUAUUUAUUAGUUCUGAUCUAUAAUAUGUAGCUUCUGUGACUAAAAUUCAGUUAGUCCUUGCCCAACCUCCAGGGCCUGGCUCAAAGUCUAACAGCAGGCUUACUUCAGUAUUACUAGGCACUAGGACUAGUAUCGGAUUCACUAGAAGUUAGAAGAAUCCAAAAUGAGAUCGUCAUGGUGAAUGUUAAAAUCAUUAGCAGUAUCACUUAAAUUCUCUCCUAAAAAGCUUUCAAAAAUAUUUCUAUUAGUUCUCGUACUAAAGGCCCAGUCAUAGCUUCAUCCAUUUUAGCUUUAAAAAAAAACAUCAACAUAAAACUCUGAUUAAAAGGUACUUAUUGAUUAAGUUAUCAACAAACAGCUUAACCCGGAAGAUGAUUUAAUUACCGGUAUUAAUAAAAGGAAGGGGUUAUAAUUUCAGUGCUUUUUAUAGGCCAAUUUUUCGGCCAUCACAGUACAGAACAAAAAUAUUGGCCAUUUUUUACGGCAGACUACAGUUCGUGGGUUAAAGUUAAUGUACUAAAAGAAUUGUGAAUAGUACAUACUUAACUUAUUGUUUGACCCUCGAAUGCAAAGGUCACCAAGGCUUCGACUUGAGUAGUAGCCUUGACUUGAGAUGUAUUUUGUUUAAAGUGAGGGAGAGUUGCUCAAUUCGUCAGCCUCACUAUUUUAUCCUUGCCAUUUUGUUCAAUGGCAAGACUUAGUCCAGACGAUUGGAAAUAGACCAGGAUGCAGCAGAUGCCCAGCAGUGCUUCUUGUGUCUCACUGUGCUCUUUAUGUGUUCCACAUCACAAGAGUUGUUGGAAUUUUCAAUGUGUCAAAUGUCAUACUGCCUACUGCAGUGCAGUGGCAUAGCUAGGGUUGGUGUCACCCGGUGCGGUAACUUGUGGUGUCCCCCCCCCCCAAACUUCCAUGAUGGAUUUCUUCUUCUUGUUAAAAUAAGUCCAGAGUAUAACAAUGACAAGAACAAAAACACAUAAAUCGAAGGUCAUGAGGUCAAUGCAUUUAAAAACUGUAGCAAACCCCCAAACUUCCAUGAUGGAUUUCUUCUUCUUGUUAAAAUAAGUCCAUAGUAUAACAAUGACAAGAACAAAAACACAUAAAUCGAAGGUCAUGAGGUCAAUGCAUUUAAAAACUGUAGCAACAUUAAGUUAUAGUUAUUUUUACAUAAAAUUCACUUUAUUGAAAAUUUUCCUUUCCUUGUCUUCAAAGAUGCAAAUCUGUCUUAAUCACUUGUUCAAAAUCCAUAUCCUUAACUGUAUCACUUCCAAUUGAUAGCAGAGCCACAUCAGAAAGCCUAGACUGUCCCAUGGUGGAUCAUACAUUUUUCUUGAUAAGCCUUAGUUUUGAAAAGUUCCGCUCACAUGAAGCCACAUACACACAUAUCAUAAGAAACAAUUGAAGGCUUAGCGAGAGUACUGGAAGAGAUUCUAGGAAGUCUCAUUCACCUAUGAACUUAAAAACAUCAAAUCCUGACCAGUCCAUGACUUUGUGAAAUUCAAUAUCAGCUGCCUUUAGGUGUUUUCUAAGCCUUAAUAUUUCUUUUAAAAGCUCAUCUUCUGAUAAUUCAAUAUUAUUAUAGAAAGAGGUUAAUUUUGGAACGGACAUCAAUAACUCUUCUUCACUAGCAAAUAGUAGAAUCUUCGGUUGAACAGCCCCAAACAUAUCUGCUGCUUUCUUGAUAGUAGAUGAUCUGAUGGGGGGUCAGAAUAAAAGCUAUCAAUACACUCCAGCAUUUCCAUACUGUUUUCUUCAGGCAGAGAGAGUCCAGCAUCUAUUAACUGUUCUCCUGCCAUUCUCUCCUUAAACCUUAAUCUUUUUUCUACAAAAAUUCCAUAUUUGUCUUAUUUUAAAAGUGCCUUUUCAAUAGCAUGUUCCACCAAGUUACAGCACUUCUUGUUGAGAAAAAAUCUUGAGGCCUCUAGGUUGGUCACCACUUUGUCUAGGGUAAAACCUUUGGUCUGCAAAUACUGCUGUAUAAGAUUUACUUCCUCAAGUAGAUGACACCAAAAUGAAAUGUAGAAGAUAAACAACGUGAAAUCACAGACAGCAUGUAAAAGACCUUGUGCUGUAUGUCAAUAGUGCUUAAAUGUUAAGGGGCGGUGCUAGUGGCGAAUUGGCGAAAUAUUUAUUUUUGAUUAUUUCUUGGUGUUAAUAUAUUUUGAUACAAAAGCCUUUUUUUUACAUUUAAAUAAAAGAAAUGAGAAAAUUUUGUAAAAUAUUAUUUUGUUAACUCUAUAAAUGGGUAAAAUGUAAUUUUUGAAAGUGUUUAAUUGUUACCGAUUCGAUUCAUGUACUGAGAAUUACUCGACCACAUCGUAUUGGGUAUCAAUGGAAAGCUUUAUUUCUCAGAAUUUAGAUAAAAUAGCUUCCUGUCACUCACGAAAGUUACCGAACACUUCAAUCCUAGUGAAAACGGUGUUUGUCUGACCUAACUAUAGAGUCAUCCCAUUUAUGAGGCAUCAACCUUGAACUUUUACUUUAGCAUGCAUGUGGAUUGCUUACGUGUGUGGAAAAUUUACAUGUUAUUAGUUAUCCUUUUAUGAAAUUCAAUUAGACCGAGCAGGUUUUUUUCCUCUGUAAAUGUGCAAUUUUUCAAUUGGGUGUCACCCCUAAAAUGGUGUCACCCGGUGCGGUCCGCACCCCCCUCGCUACUCCACUGGCCUACUGGACUCCAUCUCCGGGUUUGAUGUCAGUCUGUCUACUCUUAGAUAAGUUGCCAUCAAAGGUUAACGAGUUCCAUCCACCCGGGGGCCGGUGUUGUUUUAGCUUGUGUAGGCCUUUGCUGGGGAUUGAACUUCAGUCGACAAGCUUGAGAGUGACUCAGUUUAGAACACACUACAUCAAUCAUGGCCUAUGUUACAUAUGAUAAUGAGUAAUAAUAAUAAGGUUACAUACAAGGCUGCCAAUUUAAAAUAGCUGAAAUUAAAAUUUAAAACUUUCAUGAGCCUAACAGGUAACCUGUUGAUACACAUGCAGUAGUGCUCUUGGUUCUUAGUUUUGAACUAAUUUGUGUUGAAAAAUAAAUAAAAUUAGCAUGCAAUUAAAUGCUAGUCCCUUUGGCACAACACAAAAAAGCAAUCUUCUCUACCUUAGCCUUAAGAGUAACGAACAUGAAAUCAUAGAAAGCUCAUUAGUUUCAUUAAGCAGUCUCAUUACUUUUUAAAAGUUAUAGAUAACUUUUCUCUAGUCAAGCCUGAGGCUAAUAUCAAAAGUUUAAGAUUCAAUAUUUUAAUGUUUGCAAUUUGAAUGGGCCUAUAGAGUAGAACAUGAUAUAUUUUUCAGAGACUGGGUCAAAACUUUUGUAAAAUAACAUCAAUAUUUUUGUGUAUAAAUAUCAAAUUGAAUUAUUUUCAAAGCAUUGUGGGAGAUGAUGAUGGAGGACAAAUGUUCACACCAGAGGAAUAUGAGGCAUAUAAAAGGAAAGUUAUACCACAGGUAAACAUUUCUUCAUUGUUCUUAACAAUAAGGAAGUCAAUACCAGCCGUCCAUAGAGAGUAUGGUCAAAAUAUAUCAAAUUUUUGCUCUUUAUUGAUUUGGUACAAAUACCUUUAGUUAUUAAUUCUGAAUAAUCAAAUAUAUUUAUCAUUUUGUUUUUGAAGGUUUUAACACAUUGAUCUUAAAACAUUAAACUACAAAUUGAAUAUUACAAAUUUUUGCUUUGUGAUGCUGAAUAAAUUUUUCAUUUUAUCUCUUCAACAUUCAUACAUGAACAUAAAAGAAAGUUGUACAUAAGAAAUGUAACAGCAUUGUGUAUUUUUGUAGGUGAAUGUUACUAUUACAGUCGCACAAUCACAAAGUCAAAAAAAACAAAAAAACAGCUAAUCUUGUUUAAAUACUAAACCAGCAGUUCCAAGCCAUAGAACUUUCAGGGGACCACAUCUGAGUUGAAGGCCACCAUCAGAUUUUAACAGCUUAGUGACUUUAAACUAAAUUAAAUUAUGACCAAUGAAGGAAUAGAUAUUCAGUAAUAGUGACAGCAACAGAACAAGGAUAAGGUAUAAAUAAGUAAAUAAAAGCUACAUUUUUUUUCGUACAAUUUAGUAGUCACAAUGAAAGUACAAAUCCAUUCAUUGAAACACUUGUUCUUGCAUUUCAUAUUAAAGUUUUUAACAUUACAUUAUUGGCCUCACAGAUGUUGUCAAUUAUAAUUUCUUUCCCAAAUGGCUGCUUUGAUUACACAAACUUUAUAUAUUAUAUCAUCUACUUUUCAUUGCCUGUAAACGAGGAUCUGAGGAAAAUUUCAAAUGUAAUGUGUGGUCCUUGUUCAUCCAUGUUUUCUUUUCUUUUUCUUUUGAGGUCUCAACAAAUUAAAAUCGAAUUUGUUAAUGAAUAAAUGGCAUUUAUAGCUUAUGCCCAGCAAAAUAUCUUAAUGCACUGUUUAGAUUUUUUAAUGAAAAUAUAACAGGUUAAAAACAAUUCUCCACAGCUUUCAAGUCAAAUCAGUUUGUUUGUUAAGGGUGUGCAGUGUGGAGUCACAGUUAUUUCAUAAUCAUGAAAUGUUUUUCUCUUUCAUUAAAGCGCAUCAAAAAUCGCCUUUACACAUGCUACACCAGUCCUUCUGGCAUGGACUGUAAGCUUAUUGGGCCUGAAACACCUUGUUUUUGCACACACAGGUACAUUGGUUUCUGUCUUAAUAAUUCAUUUAUUGUAAUUGCUAUUUGGAAAAUAAUCAAAAUGUUACUUUUUAAGCAAGCAACAAGUCUCUGUAAAUGUGUUAGUCUAGUUAGAUUAUACAAACUUUGCAGGAGACACUAAGAACUUAAUUUUAAAAUGAACUUUGAAAACAUUUAGUUAAAUCAUGUCUCAGAAAAUUUAUUUUCAGUAAUGCAAGUUUUAAAAUAUUUUUUACAUGACUUGGAACUUAGUCAAUUUGAAAAAAAAAAUUAUUUUGAAAAAAUUUAACAACAUGUUUAGAAGGAACAGUGAAGUAUUGCAACUUUUAACUUUUCUUUUUUCUCAUAUUCUUUGAUGAAAAGUUAUAAACAGAGAAAAUACAUUAGUUUGAUAAUUUGUUUUUUUUCCUCUCUAGGUACAAGCAGCACAAGACUGAUUUUGAAGAGAUUCCAAAAGAGAGACCAAUCCAUCUGCCUUGUCGAGUAUCUGGCUGCCCCUGUGCAUCAUAUCACUAUGUUCCAACCAAUGGGAGCCAGUGCAUUCGUUGUGUGUGCAAACACUUGGCGGAUGAACACAAUCCUAAGGCUCCAUUUGUUUGUCGUAGAGGUAGGAGAAGUUAAGUUGAAAGCAGGAGAUAUUUCUUGUGAUUUCCAUGUUGUUGGCUGGGGAAGAUAAUCAUGUUUUGUUCAGUUGAAAUCAACAGUUAGAUUCAACAGUAAAAAGAAAGCAUUCGAACAAGACAUACUAAAAUCUGAAUGAUAAAAGCAUUUCAGAAUAAUGUUUUUCCUCUACAUGAAUACAUUAUUUAUAAUGAAGUUUCAAUAUUACUUGUAGAAAUGUUACUUUUCCCAUCACAGGGGGCUGCACCAAGUGCACUGGUUUCAAAAGUUCCUUUACCUGCUCGUGUGGGAGUACACACAAUGACCAUCGCAUGAUUGUGGAAACAGCCCAGGAGAGGGAGGCACGCGGACAUCCAUUGGGAGAUGCUGUCCCUUUUCAAGCCAUGGGAGGCAUCACUGGAUUCUCUUCCCUUGCCGAGGGCUAUUUAAGACUUGACCCCAGUGGCCGAGGUAAAUGGGUCCAGUAAUAGUAACAUUCAUUUAGAAAAAAUGAAAGGACUCGUAAUAAAUAUAUUUUUGCAAUGCCAUUCAUUCUCAUUAUUUAGCCAAAAUGAAAAUGUCAAGGAUAUAGGAGAGGGGAUGAGAUGGGGAAUGUUGUUUAUUCAAUAACAUCCCCCUUCCUCGUGUUAUAUUUCAUAGACAUACACAGUGACAGAGUCAAAUUUUGUACAAAGUAUUCAAUUUUUUUCUUUUAGUACAUCUGUCAUCAUGUGCUGUUAUGCAGUUCGGAAAAUCAUGUUUAUUUUUCAAAUGUGAGAUACAAACUGGGGCCCGAGAAACUCACUACUUACUUGGGAUAUAAGAUGUGGCCUGAGAAGCUCUCUUAUACUCAAGUGAGAUAUAAUAUUUUCCUUGAGAACCUCUUUUAUACUCAAGUGAGAGAUAAGACUUUGCCUGAUAAUCUGUCUUAAACUCACACAUUACCAUACACUUGUUAUAGUGAAGGGGUGUCUUCUCCAGAAAUCUUGAGCAAGGAUUGUUAGAAAACUGGUCAUUAUUCUUGCUUGUUAAACUUUCUUAUAGAGUUUGUUAUCAAGUGAAAUUGUAUUGUGAAUUCAGAAAUAGAUAUUGACAUAUUUUCACUAUAAACCUGUUCUUAAGCCAACUUUAAAAAAAAAAUAUUUCAGAAGAACAAGUGGGGUGGUCAACUUAUAGGUUAUUUUUAUAAUUUUCUACAGGUAAAUUGAAAAUCGAAUAGUUCUUUAGAUUGAUGAGGUUAUAGUCACCUGUGCAUUCUACAUUAUUCAAAUACAUUACCAGAAGAUUUAAAUAUUUAUAAAAACCUACAUUUAACUUAAUUAUUUAUUGAUUUUCUUCUUUAAAUAAAAGAAAGUUUUGACAUGUUGUACAAAUGUUAUUGACAAUUUUUAACUCAUGCGGUUCCAAUAUUGUUUAACACAUUACAUAAAAAAGAUAUUGGAAGGAGAUGGUGCCACUAUUCAGUUGUUUUUAACAUCAGCAUAAUCUCACUCUCGAUAUCCUUUGGUACUCGAUUGCAUGCACUGACAUAUUAUUUUAUGGGGUUGCCUUAUUAGCGGGAUAUACUUUUUUCAGGCUUUUGCCACUGUCAGGUAUUAUUUAUUUGUGCUUGGGCUGUCAAACAUCUGUGGUUUGCAGUAUUUCAAAGCUAUUAGAUGUCUGGUUGUUGCUGAAGUGCUUGAGUGACGGAUGCAGCAUGGUUGGGUUGGCGAAUAUCAAGUAAAACUCCAACGCCAAGUUAACAAGCUUGAAGAGUUCAUUUUCACUUGUACAUCAGUUCACAAUAGUAUAAACUAGGAUUGACUAUAAAUUAACACAUCAGGUCACAAUAAUAGACUAGACUUGACUAUACAUGAAUAACGAGAGUUUUCUCAGCUGACUAAUACCUUCUAAAAAGGACUUUCACUCUAUUCAAAUACUCUACGAGGUCCAGUAAUCUCAAGCCCUCCACAUAUCUCUAAUAGCUCCCUCUCAAUUUUUCUGUAAGUCACAGUAUAUUAAUACCCACUCAUUUUUAGACACCCACACAGCAUUAAACCAAUGGACCCAAACGAAGUUGGACAUGGAAUUUUAAACAGCUCAAUUGAACUAUUUAUUAUGCAUUGCCUGACAUCUUUCGACCAAUGCACUCACAAUUUCUUUAUAAUUACAGCAGUUCACAGCUCACUUGACGUAUUAUUAAUAAAAAAAAUUAGCCAACCCAUUGACCUUGAUAUCAUUAAAGAGAGAUCACUACAAUAAAAAUUCACUCAUAAUUCCAUGACCUUGACAGCCAUCCAAAACAAGGGGGUUGGGUUAUGAAUAAACAGGCUUUAGAAUGAGCACCUAUGGUAAUUUUAUUGUGUCCCCCGACAAGGACUUGAAUUGUAGUUUGCAUUAACAAGUUUUUUUUUCUUGUUUGUCUUUAGGUGCUCCAUCAGAGGAGUUUCUGAACCAGCCAAUCACAGCUCUAGACAACCCUUUCCUCCGAGCUAAUGUUAACUCCAUCAAGGCACAUCAGCUUGCCAGAAAGGGAGGGAAUUGUGAGUUUUAAUUUUAGUGAAAUUAUUUGCCCAUUGUUGUAUUGGAGUUUUUUUUAUAAGAACUGUUUCCGUAUGCGUUAUAAGUGUAAGAUGUCUGAAAUUUUAUUUAAAAUCAGCUAAAAAUUUUAUGGAUAUGGGAUUCCUUGUGGUUUGGAAAGUCAUAGGCAUUGCCAAAUUUUCCUUAUAAUUACUUAUUAUUUUAGAUAAUUCUUUAAAUUAACUAAAAAUAAACUGCCUGAUUGAUAAGCUAGUUUUGCCCUGAGAGAAUGACAAACAAACAUGAUUUCCAUUGGUUUAAAAUUUCUUUUUUUAUGGAAGGUGAGGUAAAUUGAUGUGGAUGUUUCAUUUUGAGGUGCCUUACUUUUAUAUUGAGAGUUAAAUGUCUUAUAUUUAGGUAAAUGUCUUAUAUUGAGGUAAGUGUCUUAUAUAAUGAAGAAAAUUUCUUAUGUUGAGGAAAUGUCUUAUAUUGAGGUAAAAUGUCUUAAAUUUAGGUAAAUGUCUAAUUUUAUGUUCACCCAAUGCAGCCAAUGGCAGUGGUAAGUAGAGUGAAAGUAAUACAUUUUCUUGCAUGUCUUAACCCUUCAUGUUGUCUGCAUGCUUGUCUGCAUGUUAAUAGAUGUGAUGAAAUGAACCACUGGUUUUAAAAAAUCAAAGUUAAUUUUGUCAGAAGUAAUUUGAUCCACUUAAUCCCUGAAGUGACUUCUCCAUCUUUUUUACUGGAUUUUAAGUUGGCAACACAUGAAACCUCAUUUUUUUCUUUCUAGAUAUGUUCACAACAAUCUUUCCAGUUUCUUUUUAACUUAUACUAUUUCUAUAACUUUGGAAUGGUCAAAAUGUUACAUUUAAUUCUUGCUUAAAAUUAAAGUGUUUGGUCAAUUAAUGUGGAAUACAGUCCAGUGCUGUUCCUGAAGAUAAUAUGAGAAUGGAAUUUCUGAAAUUUGUUUUUGGAUGUAUUUCAUUAGGUCAUUCUGACUUUGCAUCCUUCAUAUAACUCUUAUCCUAUUUAAUAAUGUGACAACAUUGCUUGUUUUUAGUUCAGUAAAAAUCUGUUGACUUUUUAGGGGGUUCCUUGUGGAAGGCAUAAUUAGUCAAAUUAAAAUAUCAAUAUCAAGGAAACAUAUUUGAACUCUUGAUAAAACCUUAUGAAUCCAAGCAGACCCUUUACAUGUAGAAAAUAUAGACCUAAUUAAUGUGAAGUGUUAAAUCUACCAUUUGGCUGCUAUGUUCUUCUUAAUAUAGAAUGCACUUUGAAUAAUGAAAAGUCACAUUCAUAAAUCUAUUCUGCAUUUAUAUGACUUAUGUAGUUUAACUAAAAACGUCAAAGCUAUUAAUAUUUCAUCCUCAUGUUUUGAAGAAAUAUGGCACAUGAAUCCCAGCCACAAUGAUUUAUAUAGAGUUUAAAAAGUCAUUAGAGCCUGAUUGUAUGGUUUGUAAAAAGUAGAAAUCCCCUCAAGUAUAUGGUAGCCUUACAGAGUAAAUACCUGUCCUUUGUUUGAUUUUUUUCUAACAUUUUCAUUAUAGCUUUUAAAUAGUUUCACAAUAAGUUCUUAUGACAGAUUAGAGAUUGCUGUGGUGUGUUAGUCAUUUUUUUUCUGAGACAUUAACUUCUCUGCUGGAAAUUAUAGUUUUAUUUUAUCAAUUCAAAGUUAAUGACUUGUGUCCUGAAUGCAUCUAAAAUUUACUUUGAAAUUGUACAGCCCAAGUAUCGAUCCCUUAAUCAUACAGAUUUGUGGAUAUAUUACUUGAGUAGAUUUGACAACAUUUUUGAAAUUUUAGUGUUUAAUCUAUAAGUUUGAUACAUAAUUUUCAUGAAAAUUUAGAGUUACUAAAAAAUUGCAUUAUUUACUAUUGUAUUUUGACAGCUUUGACUGGGCCUGAAGAUCCUGUGUUUGAUGACAUCGAAGAGAGGAUUUCUGCUGUUAAGAAACCUGGAGAGUCUGAUAUGGAUUACUAUGAAAGGAGAUACCAGGAAAGGGUCAGUAGUAGCCUUCUUGGAAGUUUUAGGAAGAAACAAAUCUUUCAUUAAAAUUUUUGUAGACACCUUUUGGAAAGGAAAAAAAAAAGUUUUUAUGAAAUGCUUUAAAGUUUUGUUUUGUAGGGUGUUAUCCUUUUAAAUUUUUUAUUCUUGGUCUGUGUUAUUUAUAUCUGUUCAAAAUCAUGCAGCUUUAUCCAUAGAUCAUCAUUUGGUAAUAUUUAUGAUAAUGGAGUACUCUUAUUUUAAUAUAUCUGCACUGACAAAUAUUAGGCAUGUUAAAUAUUUCUGUCUCUUGGCUGCUCUCUUAUAUUUAACUAAAAUAUGUGAAUUACAUUUUGGUACUCAAUUGUAUUGGUUGACAGGAUUAAUUAGCAUACAUUUGGUUUUCAAAACAAUCAACAAAUGAAAUAGCCUAUACAUUGUGCACAAAUGGGACAUGUGGGUAUUUCAAUCGAUGCUAAUUAUUUAAAAAAAGAAGAAACAAACACAUAUGAAACAAAUACGCACAAAAAUAAAUAAAUACCAGAAUCUUAACUUGUUUGUACAUUAGGCCAGUCACCAUGUUGAAAUUACUUUAACUUAAUACAUUAUGUAACAAAGGAUUGCACCAGACAUGGCAAAAAAAAACACAUUAAAUUACACUGCCUCUUAUAUUAUUGAAGAUUAUGAAAAGUUGAAACCAAGACCUAAGGAAGCUUGAUGCUGAACAUUCAUUAUAUUUAUGUACCAAAAAAAAUAGCGUGUCCAAAAUGUCUGGAUAUUUGCCUAGUCUCUUGUGUCCAAUGACAGAAUGCCACUAUUAGAAAUUUUAUUUAAAAUUAUGCCGAAUCAAACCCUUUAGUGUUUUUUUUUUUCCUCAGAAAAAGCUUGAAGAACAAGCUAGAAGAAACCCCAUUCCCAGUCCUUACAAUCAACCGAGUGUGAAAAUGGGUGCCAGGAAAGCCAUUGAACCAUCCACUUCUAAAGCUAAACCUGGUGCUGUUGUAAAGCCACAGCCUGGCCCUUCCAAACGUUAAUCUUUAGAACAGCUGCCAAGUUUGUCACUGUUGACAUUAUUUCAGCAUCUCAAACAGGUUUUUGUUAUGAUUCUAGUACAUUUAUCUAAAAUUUGUGACUGAAAAAUUAUACAUUCCAUUAUUUAAUAUUUGGUUUGUAAUGUCAAUGUUUAGUAGCUUUAUACAUAGAGUCUAGUAAAUAUUGACAUUUUUUUUUUAAAAUCACCAAACUGUGUAACUGUGAUAUUUUGGCAGAAUUUGCCAGAGCAAAGUAAUUUGUACAAUAUUUAUUUUUGUGAUUUCCUAAAAAUACAGGGACAAAUUUGCUUUAAGUUGAAAUAAAAUGUGAAUAUUAAAUAUAUAUCUAUGAGUAUGGAUAAAUUAAAUAUUAUUUAGCUUAUAUAUUCUAUGCUCCUGCUGUUCAAUAUCUAAAGAAAAAAAUUAUCAGAUUUUUAAAGUGUUGCUUAUAAAGUAGGAAUGAAUUAGUGGCUAUCCAUAAAGUAUGUCAAAUUGUAACACUAUCCUGUCACAAAUCUCAGACCUGAACCACUCACUAAAGAGUGUCACUUUUUUUAACUAAUUAAAAUUUCAUCUAAAACACGCUUCACUAUCAAACUACCGCAUAUUAACUUUACCAAAGUAAAAUCUUCUGUUAGAAUACAUCCAUCACAACAGAAAUUGCAAACUCACUGUCUAUUUCAGAUUUUAUAUGAAUGAUAAAAAAUAAAAAUUUGUCACGUCACAUAAGAUCUUUACACACACCACCACCCCCCCUCCCCCCAACAGUGUCACAAACUGUCACGGUUUCUAGACCCCUACCUGAACAUAACAUACUUUAAGGAUGGCCCCUUAUAUCAAUAAUUUAUUUCAUUAAAUAAACUCAUGACUACUUCGAUUAAAUAAUUAACAUGGCAAUGAUUUUGAAUAUAACUCAGGAAUAAUUCUUUUUUUUUUAUCACUACAUUUUAAAAUUAUUUUUCCUUAUUCUAUAUAAAUGCUUUAGAUGUUUAGAGAUAUGAAAGGUCUUUACUCUUAUAUGACAGGUCUUUACUCUUAAAUGACUCUUGUUUCUUUGAUCAAAUUAUUUGACUCAGUGACCUCUAUUUUAAUUUUUCAGUUUUUAUUGUUUGUGUCUAACAACAAUUUGAAUUUGAUGUUUGUUUUAUUGGGGUGGGGAUGACUUUAACCUGUAAUUGUGCUAUGAUAACUAUUAAAAAAUGCUGAUAUACAUUUUUGGAGACUCAGGCCUUAUUAAACCAUUUUUGAAAUACAUUUAUAGUAAUACGGGUCUAGUUAACCUUUUCAUCCAAAAGACUUAUAAACCUUUUUAGGUGUGAACAGGUCUUAAAUAGGUCAUUAAAUAAAUACUGCAUUUCUUGGCCUGUAGCAGGAUUGUCAACUCAAUUAAAAUAAAAUUUUACUGACG